AUGUGCCGCCUCAUGAUGUUCACGCGCACCUUCGGCCUCUACCUCUCCAGCUUCGUGCUCAUCUGCAUCGCUGUUGAUAGUGAUGACGCGUGGGCGGGUCCCGUGCAGUGGCUGGCCGGCGACCUCAUGUGCCGCCUCAUGAUGUUCACGCGCACCUUCGGCCUCUACCUCUCCAGCUUCGUGCUCAUCUGCAUCGCUGUUGAUAGAUACUACGCCAUCUUGAAGCCUCUAAACGUGACUUGGGAGGCGAACGCGCGGCGCGCGCUGCACACGGCCUGGGUGUGCGCCGCGCUCGCCAGUCUGCCGCAAAGCUUCAUAUUCCACGUAGAGGAACAUCCAGAUGUCGCAGGAUAUUUCCAGUGCGUAUCGUAUGGCUCUCUGCCGACGGAGUCGCACGUGUUCGGCUAUUUCCUGCUGAAUAUGCUGCUGAUGUACCUGCUGCCCCUCGUGUCCACGCUCUACUGCUCGCUGGCCGCGCUGCUCGAGAUCAUACGCCGAGCCAACACCAGCAAUGGUGAGUUAAACAUGCUGCUGAUGUACCUGCUGCCACUCGUGUCCACGCUCUACUGCUCGCUGGCCGCGCUGCUCGAGAUCAUACGCCGAGCCAACACCAGCAAUGGUGAGUUAAACAUGCUGCUGAUGUACCUGCUGCCGCUCGUGUCCACGCUCUACUGCUCGCUGGCCGCGCUGCUCGAGAUCAUACGCCGAGCCAACACCAGCAAUGGUGAGUUAAACAUGCUGCUGAUGUACCUGCUGCCACUCGUGUCCACGCUCUACUGCUCGCUGGCCGCGCUGGUCGAGAUCAUACGCCGAGCCAACACCAGCAUGGUGAGUUAA
This is a messenger RNA of Cydia fagiglandana, 837 nucleotides long. RefSeq names its product adipokinetic hormone/corazonin-related peptide receptor variant I-like. NCBI's taxonomy places the organism in Eukaryota, Metazoa, Arthropoda, Insecta, Lepidoptera, Tortricidae. Gene Ontology annotation, biological process: neuropeptide signaling pathway. The transcript is spliced from 4 exons. The coding region runs from base 1 to 837 and encodes 278 amino acids. Gene Ontology annotation, cellular component: plasma membrane. Gene Ontology annotation, molecular function: G protein-coupled peptide receptor activity. The record is from RefSeq and is a predicted model, not a curated record.